This is a messenger RNA of Ogataea philodendri, 1080 nucleotides long. RefSeq lists its product as uncharacterized. Gene Ontology annotation, cellular component: cytoplasm; autophagosome. The transcript has a single exon. NCBI's taxonomy places the organism in Eukaryota, Fungi, Ascomycota, Pichiomycetes, Pichiales, Pichiaceae. Gene Ontology annotation, molecular function: ATP binding; protein serine/threonine kinase activity. Gene Ontology annotation, biological process: protein autophosphorylation; autophagosome organization; autophagy. The coding region runs from base 1 to 1080 and encodes 359 amino acids. The record is from RefSeq and is a predicted model, not a curated record.
AUGUCUCGUGCCGAAGGUCUUAUCAAUAGAGUACCGUCUCUCGAGUUUAUUGGAAACAAACAGGACAUGAACCAGGAGUUUGCCCCACCAGACUCGUGUGUCGUGGUCGAAGACAAAAUUGACGAAGGAUCAGGAGGUGCCAUCUUCAAAUGUCGCUUCAAGUCGGAUAACACUCAACUUUGUGUUUUGAAGAGACUCAAGAAAAAACCCCAAGAGUCGCCAGAAACGUACUUGUUCAACUCUUUGAACGAAUACUCCACUUUGAAAAGACUUCAGCCCCACCCGUUUUUGGUGGAGACAUACCAUUUCUUUGCCGAAAUCCACAGUAACGAACUCUGCUAUUCUGUUUUGCUCUCCUUUUGCAAAAACGGCGACCUGCUCUCGGUGCUUUCCAAAGCUCGCAAAAACAGCGUCCCCAUUUCGUUCCAACACAAAGACUUCUUCUUUCUCAAGUGUCUCCAGGUAGUCAAAUACCUGCACUCCAAAAACAUCGUCCACAGAGACUUGAAACCUGAAAACUUCCUGAUCGACGCAAACGGAGAACUCAAACUCACAGAUUUCGGUAAUGCAAUCGAUCUCGACCGUGUAGAUGGCUACACCUUCACACCAGAAUACCUCUCCUUGGGAACAACCUCAUUCAAAUCGCCAGAAUUGUACCAAUACAAACACAGCCCGGAAAACAGCAUAGACAUCUCCAAAAUCAACUUCAAAGCCAUAGAUGUCUGGUCGCUAGCAAUCCUCUACUUCAACAUUGCCAUUCUGCAAAAACCCUGGACAGAAGCUUCUUCAAGAGAUUUUGAGUUCAAAAAAUAUAAAAAUAAGUAUGAAGCAUUGUCUUUCGACCAACUCGAUAGCUACCAGUUGAACAGAAACUUGGACGCUCCAUUUUCAAAACUCCCAGAACAAAGCCGUCAGACAAUCGUGAAAAUGCUCCAUCCAGACGCAGACAAGAGAGUGACCUUGGCAGACGUGCUUCGAGGAGACUGGAUGAUCCAAACUAAUAUCGCCUAUCAGAAUUAUGCCAAGAAAUCCUUAUUGAAAGGACGCGACGACGAAAUCUUGCGGAUCAUCAACAUAUGA